Molecule: messenger RNA, 2839 nt
Organism: Emiliania huxleyi CCMP1516
Lineage: Eukaryota; Haptophyta; Isochrysidales; Noelaerhabdaceae
Product: H+-translocating pyrophosphatase
Exons: 3
Coding region: 24-2651 (875 amino acids)
Biological process (GO): proton transmembrane transport
Cellular component (GO): membrane
Molecular function (GO): inorganic diphosphate phosphatase activity; diphosphate hydrolysis-driven proton transmembrane transporter activity
Source: RefSeq, a predicted model, not a curated record
CAAGUGCUGCUCCGUCUCGCCUCAUGGACGACUUUGCCUGCGUCAACGGCAACAUCACGGCCUCCGACGCGUCGGAGGCUGCUCCGGCGCUGAUCAUCGUGACGGGCCUCAUCGGCAUCGCGUUUUCGGUCUUCCUCCUCAAGCUCGUCUCGAGCAUCGCCCUCGACGUUGCCUCCAACAACGAGCCGCUCGUGGGCUCCGAGCCCAUCAACGGCGCCGACGUCGCCGAGCAAAACGCCCGCCUUCUCGAGCUGUACGCCGCCAUCACCACCGGCGCCAACGCCUUUUUGCGGUCCGAGUACAAGCUCUGCGGGAUCUUCAUCGUUCUCGCAUUCCCGGCGAUGUCGGUGCUGAUCGCUUGGGGCGACAAGGAGGACGGCAAGUGGGAGUGGAAGAACGGCUGGCUUUCCGGCGUCUCCUUUGUCGUCGGCGCCAUCACCUCGAUUGUGUGCGGCUACAUCGGCAUGCGCGUCGCCGUCUUCUCCAACGCGCGCUGCACCGUCGGCGCGUGCGACCCCUCCAAGGGGUGGACUCGCUCCUUCAACACCGCCUUCCGCGCGGGCGGCGUGAUGGGCUUCUCGCUCACGGGCAUCGCCAUCCUCGCGCUCUACAUCCUGCUCGCGAUCCUCCGCACCGCCUUCCCGGACAGCGACGAGGGCUACAAGCAGCUGAUGGACGUCGUCGCCGGCUUCGGCCUCGGCGGCUCGUCCAUCGCCAUGUUCGGCCGCGUCGGCGGAGGCAUCUACACAAAGGCGGCGGACGUGGGCGCCGACCUGGCGGGCAAGGUGGUGCAGGACCUGCCUGAGGACGACCCGCACAACCCGGGCACCAUCGCCGACAACGUGGGCGACAACGUCGGCGACGUGGCGGGCAUGGGCUCCGACCUCUUCGGCUCGUUUGGCGAGGCGAGCUGCGCCGCCCUCCUCGUCGGCGCCUCGUCGCCGAUGAUCGUCGCCGCCGGCUGGGGCGCGCUCAUGUUCCCGCUCACCGUCUCGGGCGUCGGGAUCGUCGUCUGCCUAAUCACAAACUUCGUGGCCACCGACCUGAGCCCGGUGCGCAAGGAGGCGGACAUCGAGCGCGUGCUCAAGACGCAGCUGCUCGUCUCCUCGCUGCUGAUGACGCCGUGUGUGUACGGCCUCGCGGUCGCCCUGCUCCCCUCCGCCACCUGCGGCGGCUGCACUGGCGGCUUCUACAUCGGCUCCAUCUGCUCGUCGCGCAUCAACGCCUUCUUGUGCGUCGCCUUCGGCCUGUGGGGCGGCUGCCUCAUCGGCUUCGUCACCGAGUACUACACGUCCUUCUCGUACUCGCCCGUCAAGGAGGUUGCCAACGCCUGCCGCACCGGCGCCGCCACAAACAUCAUCUACGGGCUCGCGCUCGGCUACAAGUCCGCCAUCGUCCCCGUCUUCCUCCUCUCGCUCAUUGUGUACGGCGCGCACACCCUCGCCGGCUUCUACGGCAUCGCGCUCGCCGCGCUCGGCAUGCUCUCCACCCUCGCCACCUGCCUCGCGAUCGACGUGUACGGCCCGGUCUGCGACAACGCGGGCGGCAUCGCCGAGAUGUGCGAGCUGCACCCGUCCGUCCGCGAGAAGACGGACGCGCUCGACGCCGCGGGCAACACCACCGCCGCCAUCGGCAAGGGCUUCGCCAUCGGCUCCGCCUGCCUCGUCGGCCUCGCCCUCUUCGGCGCCUUUGUGACGCGGCUGGAGGAUGCGGCGGGCGGCGACCUGCACGUCGACCUGCUCGACCCGAUCACCUUCGCCGGCCUGCUCGUCGGCGCGAUGCUGCCCUACUGGUUCUCGGCCAUGACCAUGAAGUCGGUCGGCAUGGCCGCCAACGCGAUGGUCCUCGAGAUCAAGCGCCAGUUCGACGCCAACCCGAACCUGCUCAUCCCCAACCACCCCGACCGGCCCGACUACGACACGUGCAUCAAGAUCUCGACCGACGCGUCGCUGCAGGAGAUGAUCGCGCCGGGCGCCCUCGUCAUGCUCUCGCCCGUCCUCUGCGGCGUCUGCUUCGGCACGCGCUGCGUCACCGGCCUGCUCGCAGGCGCCAUCGCCUCGUCGGUCCAGAUGGCGAUCUCGUCGUCCAACACGGGCGGCGCGUGGGACAACGCCAAGAAGUACAUCUCCAAGGGCGCGAUGGACGCCGUCAUCGGGGAGGAGGAGCCCGAGACGGUCGACAACACCGGCAAGGUCCAGACCAAAAAGUCGCAGAUCUUCAAGGCGGCCGUCACGGGCGACACGGUCGGCGACCCGCUCAAGGACACGUCCGGCCCGGCGCUCAACAUCAUGAUGAAGCUGAUGGCCAUCAUCUCGGUCGUCUUCGCGCCCCUCUUCCUCGCCAUCAAGGACGGCGACGGCCUCCUCGGCUUCGUCGUCCACGACAAGGACGUCGCGGCCGCGCACGACGCGGUCGUCGCCGCGACGCGGCGCCUCGCACAGGUGCCUGUCGCCUCGCCCGCCGGCGGCGGCGAGCUCGUCGCGAUGGCGUUCGGGCUCGUCGUCGGGGUCGGCGGCGUGCUCGCGGUGCAGCGCGCCACCGCGCCGCCUCGUGCCAAGGCCGCGAAGCCUGCCCUCGUCUGCCGGGCCGCGAAGGUGGAGGGCACGCCGGUCGAGCCGCGCCUCCUCGCGCACACCGCGUCGCUCGCCUGAGCGCGGCAGCGCGGUGGGCGCGGUGCAGGCGGUGCAAUCCACGACCAAGCUCUUCAAUGGCAGCCCGGAAAGCCCGAAAGCGUCACCACCGGCGGGUGUCUUGCUUUUUGCUGCAGUGCACUUUCGCUCGUGUGUGCUCUUAGCUGGUUAUGGAGUGCCGUGUCUCAUGUAACGUAGCUCUGUUGUGC